Cladocopium goreaui is the source of this 1101-nucleotide messenger RNA. The record is from the annotation of a GenBank genome assembly. NCBI's taxonomy places the organism in Eukaryota, Dinophyceae, Suessiales, Symbiodiniaceae.
AUGGCCCUUGACUUAUCAGAGAGCUCCGAAGCAUGCCUCAGGCGCUUGGAUUCCUUUGUUUUCAAAGGUUUGAAAAGCGGAUCUUUGGAUCUCCCCGAAAUCGCGGAUGGGAAGGGUGUGACCAGCGUGCGGAGCAGAGCUACGAGCGGUGACAAUUCACCGCCCAUCAGUGCUAAACCUCCACUUCAGGCGCUCUUGGCUGAAAGGACAUCGGAGGAAGCCUUCGAAGGUCCGCCAUCUUGGAAGAAGCAGCUCCAAGCCAUUCUGUCUGCAAAUUCAAGAGGUACUGUGGAAGAAUUUCACGAUUUAUUGAGUUCCCUUGCAGGGGACAGCCAUGAGAGCGACGGAAUCAAUGAAAUGAAAGCAGUGGAAGAUUGUGAUGGAGUUGACAAUAGGUCCUUUGUCAGCCUAUGUGCUGCGGUUCUCAGUGCCCAGACUCGAGACAGAGCUGCAAUCAGUGGAAUACAAAAACUUUCUGAUUCGAUUGGCCCGAGUGGGCUGCAAAAAAACGAUUCAAGAGCUCGCCGAUUUCCCGAUUUUUCGCCAGCUGCUCUUGCACUGGCUCCACCUUCCCUGAUUGAGCAGUGCCUAAAGGGAGUUAACUAUUUCAAAACGAAGGCAAAAAGACUGGGACAGAUUGCAGCACUUUUACUCACCAAGCAUGCAGGUCGAGUGCCUGCCACCUUCGAUGAACUGACAGCUCUUCCAGGGGUUGGUGCAAAAGUGGCCAAUUUGGUCCUGUCCGUGACCUUUGGAAAAGAUGCUGGCAUGGUGGUGGAUACACAUGUCCACCGAGUUGCUCGACGCUUGGGUUGGUCUGAUGGGAAUGUACCCGAGAAGACUCGCAAAGACCUGGAGCAAUUUAUGUCUUCCGAAAUUCGAGAGCAUGUGACUAUUCGGUUGAUCGCGUUCGGCCAAGAAAUAUGUCGCCCGCAAUAUCCAAAAUGUGACAGCUGUCCUGUUGCAAGGGAGCAGCUUUGUCCAACAUAUGCACGGAGGCUUCACGGGGGUCGCGAGCCUUUAACUGGCACGUUUUUUCCCUCUUUGCGCCCGAGCCCAAAGUCCCGGAAGAGAAUUUUCAUUGAAAUCGACGAUGCUUGA